CUCAGUUCCCUUUUGAAAUGGUCAAAUGGCGAUUGAGUUGUUUUCCUCUCUCUCUCUCAUUUUUUCAAUUAAAGAAGGGAAAGAGGGGAAAUCUCUGAUCGGAGAGAAAGAUCGAAUCGAAGAAUGGCAGAAUUCGUUGAAGCUGAUAACGCAGAAGCAAUAAUCGCGAGGAUCGAAACCAAAUCGAGGAAGAUUGAAAGCCUACUCAAACAGUACAAACAUGUAGAAGCUUUGAAAACGGCUCUUGAAGGUUCGCCUCCGAAAACUCGCGAUGAACGUUGCAAGUCGGCUAAUUGGAUAGUUGUGCACAGAGCUUUAAUGGCCAUUAAGGAUAUUGACGGAAUGCUCAAUGCUCUUGAUGUCGAAUAUUACGACAUUCUCAUGAAGUACUUGUACAGAGGACUUUCUACUGGGGACCGACCCACCUGCGAUCAGUGCCUGAAGAUUCACGAGAAACUCACUGAGAGAGCUGGUCUCGGUUGCAUUCUCCGAUGUCUUACUGAUACCAUCAACACCGUUUGAUCCAUCAUUCCCUCUUAUGUAUUAUUACUUGAUGCCUUGAUGUUUCCAAUGUGCAUAUUCUCCUUGAGGAACCAUGUCUCACAUUUAUCAGUUUUAGACUUGUAUUUUCAUUACCAAACAGUUGCUUGAUAAAUGAUAACACAAGUCAUUCCUAGAGCUCAUGUGUAACAUAAUUCCCGGAUCAGCUGAAUCAUAAAUACGAAGACCAAGUUGUGAUUAAGUAAUUUUAGGGGGGUGUAUUGAAACCAGAAUCUUUUAGAAGAUUUGGUGGAAUUUGCAUUCUUCUACAGACCAAAUCCAUUCUCGAUUUUGCCGGUGAAGAACAGAGACCGAAAGCUUUUUUCAUGGAAGACGAGGGGAGGAGGACAAUGAGAAUAUGUCGCAGAGAUUUUCUGUGAAUCUUUUUUUAAAUCAAAUCGUUCAGAAUAACACCUACAGGUGAGAUUUUUUCAUGCUUAUUUUCAACUAAAUUUUUUUGCCUAAGUCUCCCAGAAUCAAUGUUAAAUGUUUUUAAU
Molecule: messenger RNA, 1037 nt
Organism: Arabidopsis thaliana (thale cress)
Lineage: Eukaryota; Viridiplantae; Streptophyta; Magnoliopsida; Brassicales; Brassicaceae
Gene: CRK
Product: ARP2/3 complex 16 kDa subunit (p16-Arc)
Exons: 4
Coding region: 124-522 (132 amino acids)
Biological process (GO): regulation of actin filament polymerization; Arp2/3 complex-mediated actin nucleation
Cellular component (GO): Arp2/3 protein complex; cytoskeleton; actin cytoskeleton
Source: RefSeq, marked reviewed